AUGAUUUUGUGGGAACUGCACAUCUCGAUCGUGCUGACCGGACUUUCGAUCUGUGCGAGCAUCCUCGUCGCCGGAGAAUCGCCGACGUGCUUGACGGUGUACCGUGAAGGCGGCGCGCCGGCGGUGUUCCAAUCCCCAAAAUGCCCCCGGUGGAAGCUCUCGAAUUUCAAGCCCGAACACAACCGGCGUUUCCGAUCUCCGUCCGCCGCGUGCCAGUCGGCGGUGCUCCAAGGCCGCCGGAAAUCGCAGGAGGAUCGAAUUCUGUGUGCAGUGGACCUCGGCAUCCCCUUCCCGGGUCCCAAGGGGGUUAAAGAAGUGAAGGUUGCAAUAAUGGCCGUUUUUGACGGGCAUAAUGGUUCGGAAGCUAGCGAAAUGGCUUCGGAGCUGCUGCUGGAGUAUUUUGUUCUGCACACUUACUUUCUUCUCGACACAACUUAUUCGUUCCUGGCGCGAAAAUUGGUAAAACAGCUGCCAAAUACAGGAGAAGGUGGUUAUCUUUUUCAGAAGAUUGAGUGGAAUGAAGAUCCUGAUCUACUGACACUGGAUAAUGGGAGGUUCAAGGUGACACUGUCUGCUAUUUUAGAUGAAUCUUUCCCCUUUGACUUAUUGAAGGAAGCAUUGUUGAGUGCAAUCCAUGAUAUUGAUACAUCAUUUUCUAAGGAUGCUUCCAAAUACAAUAUCAGUUCUGGAACCACAGCCACAGUUGUACUUCUAGCAGAUAAACGGAUACUUGUUGCUAACUUAGGCGAUUCAAAGGCAUUUUUGUGUUCUGAAAUAUAUCAGUCUCCAUCUGAGGCUAAAGCAACUGUCUUUAGGGUAGUUAGGGAGAGAAGAGCUGAUGGUGUUUCCUCAUCCUUAAAGGAGUACCAUCGCUUAAAGUCAAUGGUGUCGAAUGGAUGGACAUAUUUAAUUGCCAAGGAACUGACAAAUGAUCACCAUCCUGAUAGACACGACGAAAAAUCCCGGGUGGAAUCUGCUGGUGGCAAUAUUACGGAGUGGGCUGGUGUAGCUCGAGUCAAUGGCCAUUUGGCUGUAUCUAGAGCAAUUGGGGACAUACAUUUUAAAAAUUUCGGUGUAAUAUCAGUACCUGAGGUGACAGAUUGGCUACCAUUAACUGCGAACGACAGCUACGUGAUUGUUGCGUCUGAUGGUGUUUUUGAAAAGCUUAAGUCCCAGGACAUCUGUGAUAUACUGUGGGAACCACUUUCUCAUUUCACUACAUCCCCAGAUUUCAAUUCUUCAUGUUUAUACUCUUUAGCUGAUUGCAUAGUUAAUACUGCAUUUGAACGAGGAAGUAUGGAUAAUUUGGCUGCUAUAGCAAUUCCAGUGAAAGAACCAGGUUAUACCGGUUAUAUCGAAACUUUGCAGGACAGGAGUUACACGUCAAGUCCAUUUGAUUACUUGGCAGUAGGAGAUCAAAGUCAGAUCUAUGAAAAGUCAUCUGAUGACAAUACUUCAGUACUCGUGGAGCUGCAGCUGCUUCCGGAUGUUGCUAAGUUUGAUAGAUUGCUUGUUGAAGGAAAGCAUAACAACUAUGGCUGCUUUUAUUUAUCGGAGAACCUUGAUGUGAAUGAUGAUUACACAUUUUGGGUCCAUAAAGAUGACCGGGAAUCAGUGUCUGACCUGUCACCUGCGUUAACUGGCAUUGAUCAUUUUUCUUGGAGUCGUGAUGCAGGUGGACAUUUGGAUAUUUACAAUGACCAACAAAUAUGUUUGCUCUUUGGAAUGUAUAGUAGUGAGGAUAAAGAUCGGUGCAUGAAUUCUGGUAGCUUUGCUAGAUUCCUGGGUUUGCUCGAAUCAAUUCCUUUUCAUAAUACUGGUCAACAUGACCACGUGAUGUCAAAUACAAGGUAUGUUUUAAAAAAGAAGUUUGACCGUGGAGCAUAUGGAGAAGUUUGGCUUGCUUUCAAUUGGAAUUGUUCUCAAGUAGGAAAAGAUCUCAAAUGGUGGCAUGCCGAAGACAAUGUUCUUCACAGAAAUGAGAGCACAAGGGCAUAUGACGAGAAUAUAGCUACUAGUUUUUUCAAUGAACGCAACAAUUUUGGCCGUUCUGAUAAGGAUAUGUUCAUUUUGAAGCGGAUAAUGGUGGAAAGGGGAGCUACUGCAUACUUAAGUGGUUUACGGGAGAAAUAUUUUGGUGAAGUUUUUUUAAAUGCAUCUAACGCUCUACGAGGUUCAGUAUCUUCUGGAGAAUCAGAUUUUGUUUGCAAAACAUCUCAAUGCAAUGUCGAUGGCUUCAUAAAUGUUAAUGUAUCGGUCAAGCAAGAUAUUGAGGAACCUUUUAGUUCCGAGGAUGUGAAUUUUUGGGAAAAAAGACUGCAUGGAGCUGCUUAUGAAGAAGAAUUGAAUCAUAUUGCAAGAUAUGUUGAGUCUUUUGAGUCACGAUCUAAUGAGAUAUGGCUUGUAUUUCAUCAUGAAGGUACUUCCUUGUCGAAGCUUCUAUAUUCUGCUGAAGAAGUAGUGACUGAUGAAGAACAAAGUGAGCAUGGAAAGCGGCUUCAGAUAUUACGACCAUCAAAAUGGUGGCACUGGUUGAAGACUACAGAAGCAGGCCAAGAGGAACUCCGAAAUAUAAUACGGCAGUUGUUGAUGGCACUCAAGGCUUGUCACAACCGAAACAUCACUCACAGGGACAUUAAACCUGAAAACAUGGUAAUAUGCUUUGAAGAUAAUGACUCAGGAAGCUGUACUACAGGAAGUCCAAAUAGUGACAAGAAUUUUACUACUAAAAUGCGCAUUAUUGACUUUGGUAGUGCCAUGAAUGAUUUCACUAUAAAGCACUUAUACGGGUCAGUUGGGCCUUCCAGUGCUGAACAAACCUCUGAGUAUGCUCCACCGGAAGCUUUUCUUAAUGCAAGUUGGUAUCGAGGGCCAUCAAGUGUCAGUUCAAAGUAUGAUAUGUGGAGCGUCGGUGUGGUAAUGUUGGAGGUGAUUUUGGGGUCACCAAAUGUAUUUCAGAUAAACUCAAUAACUCAAGCCCUUCUUGAUCAGCAUCUCAAGGGAUGGAACAAUAGCUUGAAAGAGCUUGCUUAUAAACUUAGAGCGAUGAUGGAAAUGUGCAUCUUACUUCCUGGGAUAUCUUCAAAGCUUCGCCAAAAUUGGGGUACUGGUAGCCAGGGAUCGUGUUCACCAGUGCCCUGGAAGUGCUCUGAAGACUAUUUCUCAUAUCUAAUACGGAGUAGAGAUCCUCUUAAAUUAGGGUUCCCAAAUGUUUGGGCUCUGCGUCUAGUACGUGACUUAUUACGUUGGGAUCCGGAGGACCGACUUGACGUUGAUGAAGCAUUAAGACAUCCUUAUUUUCAGCAAACUUAA
Molecule: messenger RNA, 3312 nt
Organism: Striga hermonthica
Lineage: Eukaryota; Viridiplantae; Streptophyta; Magnoliopsida; Lamiales; Orobanchaceae
Source: the annotation of a GenBank genome assembly